Vicia faba (fava bean) is the source of this 1143-nucleotide messenger RNA. The record is from the annotation of a GenBank genome assembly. Lineage: Eukaryota; Viridiplantae; Streptophyta; Magnoliopsida; Fabales; Fabaceae.
AUGGAACCAACAUCAGAAACAAGACCCGAACUAGUAGUUCUUCAUGAAGCACCACCACCACCUGAAGAACAAAAUUUACAAUCUCUCAUGUGCAAGUGCUGUGUGUUAAAAGUGUCCAUUCAUUGUCAAGGUUGCAUGAGAAAAGUCAAAAAAGUCCUCCAAAGCAUAGAUGGUGUUUAUCAAACUACAAUUGAUUUGAAGCAACAGAAAGUUGUAGUAAUGGGAACCGUAGACACUGAUACACUGAUCAAGAUACUCGCGCAAACUGGAAAACGAGCGGAGUUAUGGCCGGACACAGAACCUAUCAAGAAGAAAAAGAAAAAGAAGAAGAAAAAGAAGAAACCUAAACCAGAAAAUAAUCAGAACACGGAUCAGAAACAAAGCGAGGGAGAUAGCAGUGAUGAAGGGAACCAAACCGACGGUAACGAAAACGAAGCAGUUAAAGUUGUUGUUCAAGACACAGUACCGAGAAAUUCUGAAGCUUGUGGCGGCGGUGGUGGGAAUAUUAAUGUUACAAGAAUGGGCGAAGGAGGCUGGCCGACCGGAAGAGGAAGUGUACAAUUCCAAGAACUGAAGCCUGAGGUGAGACACGUUAUGAAUUUCCCCGGCGGUAACGGUAACCAGUUACCGGUGGCGGAGAAAAGAGUUACAGUUGCGGUGGAGAAUGGUGCGGGAAACGACGGUGGAUAUAUGAGGAAUAGAACUUUUUACAGAGGGCAGAAAGGGAAUAACGAAGGUUUAAAUGUUACUUUCGAACAACCAUCUUCUGGUGAUUGGAAUCAGAAUCCGAAUCAGAUGCAAGCCAAUGGGCCGGGUUCGGGCUCGGGCCCAGGACAUGUUUCAUUUAUGGGCCCACCUAAUGAAAGUCCUCCGCGGAAUCAAUACCCACCGCAUUAUCAUGGGCAUGCACCAGCAUCUCCUACUGCGGCGUGUGGUGGAAGCAGCUUUCAUACGGCGUAUACUCCUUCGAUGAGAUACGGUGCAUCGUAUUGUACGACGUCGUCGCAACCGUAUUCGUAUACUCAUGCACAUCAAAGUAAUGAUUCUGACUCGGAAACUUAUGCUUAUGCUACACCGUCACGCCGGUCACAUUCUUUUGAGUUAUUUAGUGAUGAAAAUCCUAAUGCUUGUUCAGUUAUGUGA